Actinia tenebrosa (Australian red waratah sea anemone) is the source of this 5283-nucleotide messenger RNA. RefSeq lists its product as uncharacterized. Gene Ontology annotation, molecular function: transmembrane receptor protein tyrosine kinase activity; protein binding; ATP binding. Gene Ontology annotation, biological process: multicellular organism development; positive regulation of kinase activity; cell surface receptor protein tyrosine kinase signaling pathway. Gene Ontology annotation, cellular component: plasma membrane; signaling receptor complex. Lineage: Eukaryota; Metazoa; Cnidaria; Anthozoa; Actiniaria; Actiniidae. The record is from RefSeq and is a predicted model, not a curated record.
ACAUCCCUCAUUUGGCUCCCUCCGGGUGAUAUAUUUUCAAAUCUCUGGUCAUUAAUACUAAAGAAAAAGAAUAUCUGUCAGCCGUUUGUUGUAAACCCUCGACAAACCCAAGGCAAUGGAAUAAAAGACGAAGAAUAUGGAUAGCUUUGCAUGGCUUGGUGCCUUAACUUUGCUAUUCGGGCUCCAGAUUUGGCUUACGAAAGCCCAAGACUUAGAUCUUCUAGACAACAAAGGCAGAAUCGAUGGCAGCACAUUCAUCGUGGGAUUCCUCACACAAUUCUCGAGAAAAUCUUCCUCAAGCAUAGACAGUGUUCGUCUCUACAUCACAGCAGACCGUUAUGCACAGUCAUUUAUCCAGAUACCAGCGAUAAAUAGCAACAAAAUCGUGACCUUACGUCCGGGGGGGACAAUGGCAGUCGAUUUACCYGGGACAGUGCGCAUGAGCCGUAUAACCGGUACUGAACGCAAAGGUAUUAGAAUAUGGACCAAUUCUUCUGUUUCAGUGUAUGGGAUGAAUUUUAUAGACCAAUCGAGUGAUGGAUUCCUAGCAUUACCUUUAGGCCUGCUGGGUAACAGCUACAUGGUCGUUACGUAUACACCCAUAAUGCAUGCCGUUGUCAUGGUGAUUGCCGCCUUAGGUGGAACGGAAGUGACGUUUAAGCUCAAGUUGUCUGCAGCCGGAAGCGUAACAGUGGAAAACAAGCAGUACAGAAAUGGAGACUCGUUUAAAGUUAUGCUCGAUAAACAUGACUCGUUUCAGCUUCUUGCGGACAGUGCCGCUGGGUCGUUGACUGGUACAAAGAUAACUUCCACCAAAGCAGUGGCCGUGUACUCUGGUAACGACUGCGCGAACGUCCCCGAAUCUCACGGCGGUUGUGACCACCUCGUAGAACAAAUCCCUCCCUUAUCGACGUGGGGGAGAGAGUUCCUCGUAAAAUCUACACCUCAGAGGAAUGCAGGGGACAUUUUUGUCAUCCUAGCGUCCGAGGAUCAAACUCAAAUACAAAUAUACAACGUGAAUGGCAGCACGCUUGUCAAAACAAUCAGUGCUGGCGAAACCUACGACUUUGACGCCGCAUUCAAUAGUAGUAGUCACGUGAUCACGACGUCAAAGCCGUGCCUGGUCGUACAGUAUGGUAAAGGACAUACAGUUGACGAUUCAAAUUUCGCGCCUUUUAUGAGUAUCAUCCCUUCAACGAAUCAGUUCUCGAAUGAUUAUACUCUUGUAGUGCCGGAAGUCCAGUCUAGAUCAUUUAAAUCGUUCGCUAAUAUUUUCGUGAAAAAUGGAGAAACGCAAGAUAUCGAAGUGAAAACGACAAACUCAAAAGACCAAAUAGUUUGGAAGAAGAUUGCUUCGUCGGAUYACUCGACUGCAACAGUGAGUCUAACGAGAGGCCAGUACCGUUUUUAUCACAGAUCGCCUCUAAGAACAUUUUCCAUGAUUUUUUAUGGUCACGRAGAUUACGAAGCUUUCGGGUAUCCCGCGGGAUUCCGUGUAUAUCGACCCCCGACACACUGUAAAACUGCAGUCACCAUUCCCGCGGAUAAUAUAGAUAAUGAUUGCGAUGGUAAUGUUGAUGAGGAGUUGUUAAAUGGUAAAGAUGAUGACGGUGAUGGAAGAAUUGAUGAGGAUUUGGCUACUCUUAUCCCUGAGAUGGAAGCACCUUUCAUGUUCAACGAAACGGACUGUAGUUCCCCUGAGGGUUUUUUUCUGCCGUCAAGCCCGGUACCCGACUACCGGGCAAAGGGAAUGUGCGCUGUUAGAGGAAGCUUAAACAUCGUAUACACCGAUAAAACUUCAAAUAUCCGAGGUUGUUGGGAGACGAAAACUCGCGAAUGGUCCUUCACUGAUGGAUGCCAGAAUAAGAUCAAACUUAAUCAAGUUAUCAACGUUUUUAAACCAAACCAAAUAAGACUCUCUUUUCCUUCCGAUAAGAUUUUCAACUGUUCGUCUCUGCCCAAAGAUAAUCGUUAUGGGGUUCCUGUGGUGACGUCUGACUGCACGGGGAAUGUUACAAUGACGUACAAAGAUAGUAACUGGGGCGUCAUCCGGGACUGUGGAUACCUGAAGCCAGUGAAGGUCACAAGGACGUGGACAGUAACAAAUGUCUGUGGGAUCAAGACUUCAGCGACACAAAUACUGUCUUUCAUCAACAACGUCAUCAAGCCCCGUAUUGUAGACAUCAAAUCAACAGUGUCUGCGGGCACGGACCAUAACAUAACAUUAACCUGUAAAACCCAAGGCGAUCCUCAACCAAUCAACACAUGGGUCUUACCUAACGGUGAGUACGUCAACAAGUCACAAACCAUUGAAGAUAUCGAGGUCCUAGCAGACGACUUAUCUCAGAUAAAAAGAAUCAAGGCUGUUCAGGAUGAUGGCUCGUUGAUAAUAACCGACGCCCGGGUGAGAGACUCUGGUUUUUACAGAUGCAUAAGCAAGAAUAUUGGAGGGGUUGCGUCUGGGGAAGUGAACGUCACAAUUCAUGACGAUCUCGUUGAUGUCGACGCCAGUAUCACAAUAAAGGACUUAUUGUUUGAUGAAGCUCUAAACGACAAAGACUCCUUACUGUACCGUACGAUGGAACAACACAUGAAGACAAAUCUGACUAAAGUGUUUGAAAACAUGACAGGAUUCCAGGAAGUUCAGAUUCACGGAUUUCGGAAUGGUAGUGUAAAAGUAUUAUUCAGAGUCGUGGUCAAGAAGAAAAACAAAGACGAGAAAACGUCACUUGUCGUACGUAAAGUUGGUCAGAGGCUCAUAACAAAAGUGAAGACAGGACAGCUAGGGAAUUAUAAGAUCGAACCAACUGCUGAACUAAGAGAAAAGCCACCUCCACCACAGGAACUCCAAGCCAGUGAUAUCAAGCACGGCUCAGUACAUCUAGACUGGGACCCUCCCGAGCUUCACCAUAUGUUUGCCGUGUCGAGCUACUUGAUUCAAUACAAGAAAUUUGGCGACAAAAGAAACUGGAUGUCAUAUGCUACUGUCCAUGGACAAGAUCACAGACUCGACGGGCUGGACUCCGGAACAAGUUAUUUGAUAAGAAUGAAGUCUAAGAAUAAAUAUGGACACAGUGCACCAAGUGAGGGCGUUGAAGUAACAACACUCAACGGUCUUACAAGUGCCGAGCUAGCCCUUAUCAUAGUAGUGCCAAUACUUGUUUUGGUUAUCAUCGCAGUCAUUGUGCUGAUCGCCUGGAGAAAGAGACGUAAAAGCAUGGGAUUCCUUCGCGCUAACCUUGAGGACGACGAAGGUGUUGUGCGGUAUUCUCGUCCGACUGAGAAGAUUGUCAUCGAUGGUACUUUCACGUGGAGGGAAAUCCAGAGAGGUCGUCUCGAGUUUGGUCGAGUGUUGGGGGAAGGGGAGUUUGGGAUGGUAUUAGAGGCCAACCUAACAGAAGAUGAUGGUAGCAAAAAACGAUGUGCGGUGAAAAAAUUGAAAAGGUUGGCGAGCAAUAGCGACAUGAAGGACCUCCUAAAUGAGUUGGAAAUAAUGAUUCAAGUGGGAGAACACAAGAAUAUCGUGAAUCUGAUUGGUGCUUGUGCGACAGGAGAUGGUCCCUUACUGGUCGUGGUAGAGUUCGCUUCCAACGGAAGUCUUCUUCGCUACUUACAGAAGCAAAGUAGUAGAUCUUACGGAGACAUGGCGGAAUAUGUCGUCCAUAUACCCCCCGCAGAGAGGCUAAAAAUAGCCUGUGACAUCGCUAACGGUAUGGCUCAUUUGGCUAGAAGACGGUGUAUUCACAGGGAUCUCGCAGCUCGUAACGUACUGCUCGAUGAAAACUGGACGGCCAAGGUCUCUGAUUUUGGUUUGUCACGUGACGUCUAUAGCAGUGCCGUGUAUGAGAAGACUACAGGGGGUAAACUUCCAGCCAAGUGGAUGGCCAUUGAAGCUCUCGAAGCAGGACUAAACACCACUCAGAGUGAUGUAUGGUCAUUUGGUGUGGUUCUUUGGGAAAUAGAAACUGGAGCUUGCAUUCCAUAUCCAGCGUUCUCGGUCAUGGAGAUGUUGAGCGCUUUAAAACAAGGAUACAGACUCGAAAAACCGGAGGCUUGUUCAAUUGAACUGUAUAACAUUAUGUUAAGAUGCUGGGAAGCCAAUCCCGCCCUACGGCCUUCAUUCGAUGAUCUGUAUAUUGAGCUGCACUGUCUAAAGGGUUUUGUACCUAAUUCCAGCUCAAGUUAUUAYGAACACAUGGAAGGAGGAGUGGCGAUUGGAGAAACGGAUGCCUGAUCAAGUAUUCCUCGAAAUAAUUUAGAGUGAAAAUCUUUGACUCUGGUGACAAUUACUUGGGGCGAAAAGCCGUCAAAACAAUGAAACCAGAAUACCGAAAAAAGUUGAUUUUACGAAUAACAAAAUGAACGCGGAGAAACUGGGAACUAGGAUGAACAUUUUUAUUUCAGUCUUCUCCUACMCAACACAGAACCUGAAAAUAUAAAUUUAAAAAGAGAGAGAGAGAUUUUUUCCUGUAAGUAGGCCAAAAUAGAAAUUUUUUUGCAAUAAAUAAUGGGGCCAUCUGGGGAGAUUUAAGGUGUCUAGCCGCUAUAUAGUUGUGGCUUUGCAAACUGGUAGUUGUGGCUUGUGCGGGCUGAAAAUAAGGCCAUGUACUAAUGCCAAACUUUUKUUGACAACCGCUGUGUUUGUCUUCUUUUGACGUGGCAAAUUCAUGAAUAUUUAAGCCCGAAGAACGACGAAUGUGAUUUGGAGAUUAUUAAGAGUAMUGUUUGGAUUUCUUGAUUUUUGAUAUUCGUUUAGACGCAAGAAAAUAACAGUGAAUGAUAACAGAGUCCAAAUUAGCCAUUUCGAGGUUUAAUAAAAGACUGAGUGGAGUACGGUUGAAUUUGCAUUGUAUUUUGGGACUGUUAUGGGGAAGAAUCAACCCCAUUUUGGAAACAUGACUCCUAAACAGUCCCAAAAUUUACUGCAAUGUCAUCUCGUAGUUUUAAUUUUUACGCAAAUUUGAUAAAAACACUAAAAUUUGAGUGUGUAUUGAAAUUGCUUUACAAACGUACUUCACGUACGGAAUUUGUGUAGAGAUUAAGAAAACUAGCAUCUCUUUGCAUACCAAAACGCUCUUGAAUUCCAGUCAAAUGUGCAGGUGCAAACAUUUCUUUCACAUGAUCGACUACCAUCAYUCUCUCCAAUCUCGUACCCAUUGCUCUUUUUACUGCGCAUGCUCGGAGAACAAGAUUGUGACAUCUCAUAAUUUUAGAUAAUAUUAWUUUGUAUCAAUAAUGUUAAGCGGUAUUUACUUCGGAAUCGAAUUAAAUGAGUAAUAAAAA